Messenger RNA from Lingula anatina, 592 nucleotides. RefSeq lists its product as uncharacterized. Gene Ontology annotation, cellular component: extracellular region. Gene Ontology annotation, biological process: lipid catabolic process; digestion. The record is from RefSeq and is a predicted model, not a curated record. Gene Ontology annotation, molecular function: enzyme activator activity. NCBI's taxonomy places the organism in Eukaryota, Metazoa, Brachiopoda, Lingulata, Lingulida, Lingulidae.
CUAACUACUUGAUGGUACUGUUUCCAGUCCCCGUCACCGUGAAGGCCUCCACCGCGGAGAGUGUACCCCACUGGCCGACCUCGGGGACACAUGCGCCAUGCCGAGCGACAGAUUGCAACACCGACCCCUGGUUUGUCCUUGUGUUGAAGGACUGGAGUGUAUUGGACGCAGGCCUUCAAAGGGACAGCCGACAUUCCUUGCCCUUCUAUACCCCACGGGGAAGUGCGUGGACCCAAAUGCGUGCUCCAGUAACCUCGACUGUGAUGAGAACGAAUGCUGCGCCAUUGUUGGCACUGGAUUCGAUCCACCGAAACGGUGCAUUCCUCUAGGAGGAGAAGGUGAGAGGUGCGCCGCCUCGUACAACCCAGAGCGCCCCCUAGGGUGCCCCUGUGCUGAGGGGUUAACAUGUGAAGUGACCGAAGGGGCGCAGAAGACCUUCUUGUCCAUCCUUCACCCCACCGGUAGAUGUCGCCAGGCGUAAACUUUGACAGCUUUUCAUGCUGAAAUGUAGACCUCUCGUGGGUGUCAACUUACACGAAUUUUGUUGACAUUUUAUGGACAUUAUGAAUAAAUAUACUGUCCUCAUCACACG